Molecule: messenger RNA, 1548 nt
Organism: Melopsittacus undulatus (budgerigar)
Lineage: Eukaryota; Metazoa; Chordata; Aves; Psittaciformes; Psittaculidae
Gene: PHF1
Product: PHD finger protein 1
Exons: 17
Coding region: 292-1548 (418 amino acids)
Biological process (GO): regulation of DNA-templated transcription; chromatin organization
Cellular component (GO): nucleus
Molecular function (GO): DNA binding; chromatin binding
Source: RefSeq, a predicted model, not a curated record
CGGAACCGGAAACCGGAAACCGGAAACGGGACCGGGGAUGGGGCCUGGGCCCUGUCCGGUAGCGUCGGCCCCGUGGCUGAGGGGGAGAGGACGAGCGGCCAACGCGCAUGCGCAGAGGAGGGAGAAGCCGCCUUAGCCCCAGCACCGGAAGUGCGCCCGACGGGCGCCGCCAUGUUGCCGUACGAGCCCCAGCCAAUCAGCGCUCGGCAUCGCCAGCUCUCCACUCCCGCAGUGGGCGCCGCCAUCUUACCCUAGGAGCACGUGAUCGCCCGCAACCAAUCAGGACCAACCAUGGCAACGGCACCGUCCCCCCCGCGCCCCCCCCGCUGCCCCCCCCGCUAUUGGGAGGGUCAGGACGUCCUGGCCCGUUGGACCGACGGCCUCCUCUACCUGGGCACCAUCAAAAAGGUGGAUCCCGGUCGCUGUGGAUGCUUGGUCCAGUUUGAGGACAAUUCCCAGUUCCUGGUGCUAUGGAAGGACAUCAGCCCAGCUGCAGUCCCAGGUGAGGACCAAUCCUGCUGCGUCUGCUCCAGUCGGGUCCUGAGCCCCCAGAACCUGCUGGUCACAUGCUCCAAGUGCGGCCACGCCUACCACCAGCAGUGUCACCUCCCGCCUGCGCCGCCAGGGGCGCCCUGGAUGUGCCGUCGCUGCGUGUUUGCCGUCGCUACCAAAGUGAGCCCGGGGGGGGGGGGCGGGGGGGGGGCCCUCAAGAAGGGCCCCCAUGCCAAGGCCAUGCUGAGCAUGAAGGUGGUGCUGCCCUAUCAGCUGAAGGCUUUGGAAUGGGACCCCCCCCACUUAGCCAAUCGGCAGCAGUGUUACUGCUAUUGUGGGGGGCCUGGAGAGUGGAACCUGAAGAUGCUCCAGUGCCGAGGAUGCUCCCAAUGGUUCCAUGAGGCUUGUACCCAGUGCUUGAGCAAGCCCCUGCUCUAUGGGGACCGGUUCUAUGUCUUCGAGUGCUGUGUCUGCACCGGGGGGGCUGAGAGCGUCCGGAGGCUGCCACUGCGCUGGGUGGAUGUGGCGCAUCUCCUCCUCUAUCACCUGAGCGUGUGCUGUAAGAAGAAGUACUUUGACCUGGAGCGUGAGAUCCUCCCCUUUGCCAAUGCCAAUUGGGAUGCGCUGCUGCUGGGACAGCUGGCGGAGACCCCCAAAGGGGAGCGCUAUGGGAUGCUGCUGGGGGCGCUCAGUGCCCAUAAGGACAGGUUCAUCUCAGGGCGUGAGAUCAAGAAGCGCAAAGGUCUCUUCGGGCUCCACUCCCGGGACCCCCCCCCCGGUGCCCCCCACAUCUAUGGGGGGAUCCCCCCCCCCGGAUCCCAUCACCAGCAGAAAGGGGGGUCCCGCCGGAGACCCCCCCCACGCCGGACCCAGGGACCCCCCGGUGGCUCCUACAACUUCAGAAGGACCGAGGCGCGGUGCCCCCCCAGCGCCCCCAUCCGGAUGUUCGCGUCCUUCCACCCAUCGGCCAACACGGCCCCAAGCCUCAGCUCCAGCCCGGACCCCGAGAGCCGCGACAGCCCCGAGCCCCGCCCCCCGCGGCGCAAGGGCUCUUGA